This is a messenger RNA of Zophobas morio, 3076 nucleotides long. RefSeq lists its product as uncharacterized. The transcript has 2 exons. The record is from RefSeq and is a predicted model, not a curated record. Lineage: Eukaryota; Metazoa; Arthropoda; Insecta; Coleoptera; Tenebrionidae. The coding region runs from base 270 to 3005 and encodes 911 amino acids.
CGUCACCUGUCAACAUAUCAAGUACCUGUGUAUAAUAAUGUACUAGGUGGCAGGGUGUGUGUGAUAUGUAGUAGUCAUCUUAAUGAUAAUGAUUAAUUUAAAUCAUUAUCAUCUAUAAUAAAAACUUGAAAAAUACCUAUAAAGUUGCCACCGCCAUAGUACAGUUAUCGAAGUGAUAUUAAAACCCAUCUUUAGUAACAAGUUUUUUAUUACAAAAAAUUGUGCAACAUUGUGGGCAGUUAUUAUAUUUUUUUAGCUGGCAAUCCACCAUGGGUGAUGUAGCUAAACAGUUUAUUACACAAUUUCACAACCUUCCAGGCGAAACUAUAAAAGAAAAACAGCAAAAUUUUUACAAAUUGUUACAGCAGCAUCGCACGCUCAAAAACGAGCCAAAGAUAUUAGCAACUAUUGCAGCAAACUUGGUCCCAAACAACCACCUAGAAAAAAUCUUACGAACAGACUUCCUGAUUUACUUUAAAGUCUUUGAUAGCCUUUACAAAGAUUUUAUGAAUGGUGAUGAAAUUACCAUAAAGAAACUAUCCAAACAAGACUGGUUUUUCCAACAGGCGUUCAAAGAAGUUAAUUAUGAAGAAUUCACCAACAGUAUUUUGCCAACCAUUUCUUAUUCCCUGAAACUGAAGAUUUUGAAGAAACUACCUGUGGAAGAGGAGGUUACUGAUCAAUUUUUUGAUGCGGUUUGCAAACGGUAUGGAACUUUUAUUGCCACUGUUUUACUCCCAAAAUGCUCUAGUUUAAAAAUUAAAGAUACCAUUAAGCGUUAUCCAGUUAAGCUAAGUGUGGCUCAGUUAAGGUAUAUUUUUAACAAAAAUCCUGAUUUAAUUUGUGUGUAUGUGGAAGAAAGAACAAAGAUCGAAGGCACUUCUGCUUUCAUAAAUAAUAAUCCAGUUCUCACAUAUAUAGCACAAAAAAAUCCAAAAUUGUUUACUGACUUAUAUGAUAAAUAUAGUUUUUCCACCACUUUGGGUCGUAGAACAACGAAAGGUGUAGUCAGUUCCCAAAAAGACACUGUUGUACAUAAUAAGGAAGACUACUUAAAAAUUUUGAAUAACGGUGUAAUGGUCAGAAAAAUUGGUUCAGAAAUAAAAGAUAUACUUUUUGAGAAACAUCCAAGUACAAACCAACUAUAUUGGAAUUCACUAAUUAGACAUUAUCCUAAACACCAGCAGUUUGAUAUAUUUGAGACAACAUACAACUCCAUGCAUUGCCACAAAUUUGCCGAAGAUAUUAACGCAGUUUCUGAAGAUAUGUUAAAAAUGAUGCCAAAUGCACAAGAAAGAGAAAAAUUAGCCUUAUUGAAAAUGGAACUAGAGUGCGAAAAGGAUUACUUAAAAUAUGUUACGUCAAAUUAUUGCCUAAAAGAAUUAAUGAAUAAAAUAAAUCAUUUAACAACGUCAGAGAGAGCAAAGUAUAUUGAAUUAGCGACAGAAUGUUGUUGUCUGAAUAAAGAUAUGACUUCGCUAGAAAAACUUUGUGAAUUAGUCUGUGUAAGAUGUAAGAAUGAUGAUGCAUCAAUUAGAAGAGAUUUUUUACACAAACUGAGCUGUUAUAAAGGUAUUUUGGAGAUGUUGGAUGAAAAACAUUGGAAAUAUAUUAUAGAGACUAUAGCAACUGAGAAAGCUAAAAACGGAUGGAUCUACGGCGAAAAUGACAUUAUGCUAAACGCUAUAAAGUAUUUAGUAAAGGAUGAUAAAUCUUUAAAAGAGCUAAUGCAAAAAUGUAAAUGUGAUUGGGAUAGUAUUCUUAUGUUUUCUGGAAUUAUGAAUGAUUUUAAGUCAGUUAAACUUUUAUUAAGUGAAUUAUUUGAAACUGAGGUUGUAAAACCAAGUUCUGAUGAUCCAUUACUAGCGGCUUCAUUUGAUUGUGAGCUUGCUUAUUACUGCAAAAUCUACAAUAAGAAAUAUCCAAAUGAUACGAUUUCUAUUUUUGAUAAUUCACGAAUCAUUAAAUCAGUCAAACAAAUGUUAGAAGAUGGAAGUGAUAGAUAUUUGGCAACAUACCAACUCGAAGGCAUACAAUAUAUUGUUUGUCAGCAGAACUCAAGCGAAGAAAUACAGCAACUGAAAAAACUGUACUUUCAGUCUUUUGAAUCAUUUGGUCGGAUAAGAGGAUUGAUUUGGUUUUUGAAGCAUGAACCAAAAACAUUACAAGAAAAUUUUGAUCAUUAUUUAAACAUAUUCUUUAAGGCCCGAGGUCUAAAUCCAUCAAGGUUAUGGAGGCUCGUAAAAAAAUGCACUCAUUUAGAUUUAGAUCGAAGAACGAUUGAAUUUUGCAGACAGAAAUUAACGGAAGAAAAAUUUGAAGAGAAAAAGAAUUUGGUUAGGCCAUUGACAAUUUUAUCAUCUCCAACCUCACAUUUGGAACUUAUCAAAUCAUAUGUACCAACAGUUGACAAAGUUGACUUAACAGAUGACGAUAUCAAACACUUGUAUAAUCUUCAAGGUAAGGUUGUGAGAGUACUUCACUAUUUAAAUUCACCAACAGAAGUCCUAAAAGCCACUUUCGAUUUUUGCAAAGGCGAUUAUUUGCAGUUUGCUUUAUCUCCUUUGUAUAGUUGUAUCUACAAACUACCCGAAAAUGAGACAAAACAGUUUAUCAACAAACUGGACGAAGUUAAAGCUCUCUCGGUGAGGAAACAUGCCAUGAACUUGAGUUGUGUGAUAUAUGAUGUAGAUGACGUAUACAAUUGUUUGAAAAACGCAACAGUGCCAUCGUUAACACCCACAAUAAAAUAUUUUUCAAAAAAUCCUUCAGAGGCCUUAUGGAAAGUGAUAGAAGCUCAAAUUGGUGCCUUAGAGAAAAACGAAUUGCCAAUGUUAAAACUAGCACUUGAUAAAAUAAACGUACCGUUUGAAUACAAAUCCAAAUAUAUCGAGAUAGUAUGGAACGUCUUGGAUAAAUAUGAAAACAACGAACUGAAAAAGCUUCUAUUCCAAAAAAUAAACGAGGCGUCAGUUGAAAAGCUGGACCCUGAAUUGGCUUUAUAACACGUGGUUUAUUCCGUAAAAACUUUAUUCAACAAAACAUAGUAUAUACACUGCAUAGACAUAGACUGGUU